Oryzias melastigma (Indian medaka) is the source of this 1075-nucleotide messenger RNA. It is a transcript of the gene mpdu1b, whose product is annotated as mannose-P-dolichol utilization defect 1b. Lineage: Eukaryota; Metazoa; Chordata; Actinopteri; Beloniformes; Adrianichthyidae. Gene Ontology annotation, biological process: oligosaccharide biosynthetic process. Bases 53 to 829 code for a protein of 258 amino acids. The record is from RefSeq and is a predicted model, not a curated record. The transcript has 7 exons.
UUCCAGCCGGAAGUGUCGGACCGUACUCGUGUGGCACGAGGAAGACCUCGUCAUGGCUGACAAUGCGGAACCGCGGCCCGUUUCGUCUUUUAUGGACCCGUUUAAGGGUGUUCUGGUGGACUACCUGAUGCCGGAGUCCUGCUACGACCAGUUCUUCCUCAACUUCAACCUGCUGGACGUACCAUGUCUGAAGAUCGUGUUAAGCAAAGGUCUGGGUAUCGGCAUCAUCCUGGGAUCAGUCAUGGUGAAGCUGCCUCAGAUCUUAAAGCUGAUGGCGGCAAAGAGCGCUGAGGGUCUGAGCUUCAAGUCUGUGCUGCUGGAGCUGCUGGCCAUCACCGGCACCAUGGCGUACAGCAUCGCCAACAAGUUCCCUUUCAGCUCCUGGGGGGAGGCCCUCUUCCUCAUGUUACAGACGGUCACCAUCGGCUUCCUCAUCCAGAAAUAUGGAGGAAGAACUGGAUCCGGUGUCGUGUUCCUGCUGGUUUACUUCAGCCUGCUGCUGCUCCUGCUGUCUCCCAUCACGCCCAUGGCGGUGGUCACCUCCAUGCAGGCCUUCAACAUGCCGGCCAUCAUCAUCGGAAGAUUGAUCCAAGCCGCCACAAACUUCCAGAACGGACACACGGGUCAGCUCUCUGCCAUCUCCGUCUUCCUGCUGUUUGCCGGAUCCCUGGCUCGGAUCUUCACCUCCAUCCAGGAAACCGGAGACACGCUGAUGGCCUUGACUUACGUCAUCUCCUCCGCCUGCAACGGCAUCAUCGCCAUGCAGGUUCUGUUCUACUGGAACCAGAGCCCGCAAACCAAACAGAAGAAGAAGAAGAAGAGGGAGUAGAGUCUCCGAUUGGAUCCGACUCUGGACUCUGUGAGGACGGAUACGCAGAUCUGCACUCUUCACAUUCCUCUGCUGGAGAUGAAGUGGGCUUCCCGGUUCUGAUCUGCUGCGUUUAGGAGGAAGCUCAAAGGAUCGAUCGAUUCAACAGUUUGAUUUGCACUUGAUUCCCUACAUCUGGUGGUAGUUGUCGUCUCCAUUCCGUGUCUGUUUAGACUGAAGGUUGAAAUAAAGCCAGUCUGUCAGGAA